AUGGACGACCAGGUCACCCGCCUGGUGGAUAAGGCGUGGGGGAAGCUUCAGCAACUCCCCGACGACCGCCGGCUUCUGAUCGCUAUAGCCGGCAUCCCGGGCUCAGGGAAAACGACGCUCUCCAAAGCCGUAACGGCGGCGCUGAACGCCCGGCACGCGGCGCAGAACCCAGGCCCUGCCGGCUCGGCGGCGGCGGCGGCGGCGGCUCCGAUCGCCGUCUUCGUGCCCAUGGACGGGUUCCACCUGACGCGCGCGCAGCUGUCAGCGAUGCCGGACCCGGCGCGGGCGCACGCGCGGCGCGGCGCCGAGUUCACGUUCGACGGGGCGGCGUUCCUGGGGCUGGUGCGGGCGCUGCGGGGGCCGGCGACGGCGACCGUGUACGCGCCGAGCUUCGACCACGCCGUCAAGGACCCGCGGCCCGACGACAUCGCGAUCCUGCCGGCGCACCGCGCCGUGGUGCUCGAGGGCAACUACGUGUGCCUCGACCGCGAGCCGUGGCGCGCGGCCGCCGCGCUGGCCGACGAGCGCUGGUUCGUCGCCGUCGACGCCGCCGCCGCCCGGCGCCGCCUCGUCGCCCGCCACGUCCGCGCCGGCAUCGCCCCCGACGCCGCCGCCGCCGCCCGCCGCGCCGACGAGAACGACCUCGUCAACGCCCAGCAGAUCCUCGCCGAGCGCCUCGACGUCGACGAGCUCGUCGUCAGCCGCGAGGACGCUGCGUGGGUCCACGAUUAGCGGCGGGACGGAUGCUGUGCCUAGGGGAAAUAAAAGGGGGGAGGAGGUUCGUGUCUGAGCCAAACGGGAACGUGUUGCGAAGCGAGAUGGCGAUGGUUACGCACUACGUGUGUAUAGUAAAUCUAUAUCCCUGGUGCCUACCAUCAUGAAAGGUUCUUCUUUCUGAGACGUUGGAGGAUCUCGCUUCGGUAGUGACCAGCGAUUACGAUUCUGUUGACGAAAAAGGGGGAGAGGGGCCGAUGACCUGUCAAGUGCAAGUCGGUAUAGCUGAACAAUUUGUUAUGCAUUGCAUACCUAGGUAUCUCUUUCCUCUGUCCCCUCUCUUUCCUCUCUUUCCUCCCUCACGGCCUUAUCUAUGACGGAUUUGGAAGGAAUGACCGUUGUUGAAGCUUGAGUCACAGCUUAGACCCUCUGACGUCAUCCGCUCGUGGCGACAUUUAGCUGUACUUUC
Messenger RNA from Durotheca rogersii, 1183 nucleotides. RefSeq names its product phosphoribulokinase/uridine kinase. Bases 1 to 732 code for a protein of 243 amino acids. The record is from RefSeq and is a predicted model, not a curated record. The transcript has 3 exons. Gene Ontology annotation, cellular component: cytoplasm. Lineage: Eukaryota; Fungi; Ascomycota; Sordariomycetes; Xylariales; Xylariaceae.